This is a messenger RNA of Lachancea thermotolerans CBS 6340, 894 nucleotides long. It is a transcript of the gene HIS1, whose product is annotated as ATP phosphoribosyltransferase. Gene Ontology annotation, molecular function: ATP phosphoribosyltransferase activity; magnesium ion binding. Gene Ontology annotation, biological process: L-histidine biosynthetic process. The transcript has 2 exons. The coding region runs from base 1 to 894 and encodes 297 amino acids. NCBI's taxonomy places the organism in Eukaryota, Fungi, Ascomycota, Saccharomycetes, Saccharomycetales, Saccharomycetaceae. The record is from RefSeq and is a predicted model, not a curated record. Gene Ontology annotation, cellular component: cytoplasm.
AUGGAUUUAGUUAACCACUUGAACGACAGACUAUUGUUUGCGAUCCCUAAGAAGGGCCGUCUGUAUGAAAAGGCAGUUUCGAUCCUGAAAGGAUCUGACAUCAGAUUCCACCGCUCCCAGAGACUAGAUAUUGCUCUUUCCACCAACAUGCCUAUCGCCUUGAUCUUCCUGCCCGCUGCCGACAUUCCUAUGUUUGUAGGCGAAGGUAAGUGUGAUUUGGGUAUCACGGGCGUGGACCAGGUGAAGGAGUCGCAAGUCGAUGUCCUGUUGCCAAUGGACCUGCAGUUCGGCGCUUGCAAGCUUCAAGUGCAGGUUCCUGAGGCGGGGCCUUACCAAAAGCCAGAACAGCUGAUCGGCAAGACAAUCGUGUCCAGUUUCACCCAGCUGACCAAGGAAUACUUCGCCGAACUCGAAGGCGUGCCAAUCGACCAGAUCACCACUAAAAUCAGAUACGUCGGCGGCUCCGUCGAGGCUUCUUGCGCGCUAGGUAUUGCCGACGCCAUAGUCGACUUGGUCGAAUCCGGCGAGACCAUGCGUGCUGCAGGUCUUAAGGACAUUGCCACCGUGUUGGAGACCAGCGCACACUUGAUAGAGUCCAAGAACCCUAAGGGCGACACUGAGCUUUUACAGACAAUCAAGUCCAGAAUUGAAGGUGUGAUGACUGCUCAAAAAUACGUUUCGUGUAACUACAACGUGCCUGUGUCUUGUCUACCUCAGGUCCUCAAGAUCACGCCAGGAAGAAGAGCCCCUACCAUCUCGAAGAUAGACGACGAGGGCUGGGUUGCUGUUUCUGCCAUGAUUGACAGGAAGCAGAAGGGUACGAUCAUGGACGACCUGAAGAAGAACGGCGCUGCCGACAUCAUGGUGUUUGAGAUUUCCAACUGCCGUGUGUAA